This is a messenger RNA of Rubroshorea leprosula, 571 nucleotides long. The record is from the annotation of a GenBank genome assembly. NCBI's taxonomy places the organism in Eukaryota, Viridiplantae, Streptophyta, Magnoliopsida, Malvales, Dipterocarpaceae.
GGAUUGUGAUUAUCCCAGCUCUGCAAGACAGCUGAAGUGCACCCAGAAAUUUUGCUCUUGAAAGUAAAUUUUGAUGAGAAUAAGCCUAUGUGCAAGAGUCUAAAUGUUAAGGUACUUCCUUAUUUUCACUUUUAUCGAGGAGCUGAUGGCUUGCUGGAAUCUUUUUCAUGUUCACUUGCUAAGUUUCAAAAAAUAAAGGAUGCUAUCAAAAUGCACAACACAGCACGUUGUAGCAUUUGUCCAACAAAGGGAGUCGAAGGUAUUAAUCUUGAAGCGCUCUCUUCUCUGGUCGACAAGCCAGCAUCAUCUUAAAUGAAGGAUUAAAUGCAAGUGCAAGCAUAUGUCUGCAAUCUAUAGUUGUGAAUUGCCAUGCUAUGCUGCAUGCCAUUGGACCUCCAUCACUAGCUAUCCAAUAUUUUAUAAUUUAUAUUGUAUAUUGGUGUUUCUUUUUUUCCCUUUUAAAACAAUACCAAGCGGAAAUUCAUUGCUGCUGCAUUCUUUGUGAUUCUCAUUCUGGCUGUUAUAUACCUAACUUCAAACAUUAUAUUGUAAAUGAAAAUUCAUAUUGUUA